This is a messenger RNA of Solanum dulcamara, 1991 nucleotides long. RefSeq names its product probable WRKY transcription factor 33. The transcript is spliced from 5 exons. The coding region runs from base 70 to 1692 and encodes 540 amino acids. The record is from RefSeq and is a predicted model, not a curated record. Lineage: Eukaryota; Viridiplantae; Streptophyta; Magnoliopsida; Solanales; Solanaceae. Gene Ontology annotation, molecular function: DNA-binding transcription factor activity; sequence-specific DNA binding. Gene Ontology annotation, biological process: regulation of DNA-templated transcription.
UCAUCAUUUUUAUUUUUUUUUGUUCAAACUAGAAUCAAAAAGUUUGAAUUUUUCUUGUCCUGUUUUUUAAUGGCUUCUUCAGGGGGAAAUAUGAACACUUUUAUGAAUUCAUUUAACUCUUUUUCAUCUUCCCAAUUUAUGACUUCUUCUUUUAGUGACCUUCUUUCUGAUAAUAAUAAUAAUGAUAAUAAGAAUUGGGGAUUUAUUGAUGAGAGAAUUAUGAACAAAGAUGAGAUACCAAAGUUCAAGUCUUUUCCACCAUCUUCUUUGCCAAUGAUAUCGUCUUCAUCACCAGCUUCUCCUUCUUCUUAUCUUGCUUUUCCUCAUUCUUUAAGUCCUUCUAUGCUUUUGGACUCACCAGUUUUGUUUAACAAUUCCAAUACUCUUCCAUCACCGACUACAGGGAGUUUUGGUAAUUUGAAUUCCAAGGUGGAUAACUCAAGGAAUUCUGAUUUCUCUUUCCAAAGUAGGCCUGCUACUUCAUCAUCCAUCUUUCAAUCCUCUGCUCCAAGAAACUCAUUGGAAAACAUAAUGACAAGGCAACAACAGACAACUGAAUUCUCCACAGCAAAAGCUGGGGUGAAAUCAGAAGUGGCUCCAAUUCAAAGCUUCUCCCAAGAGAGCAUGCAUAAUAAUCCUGCUCCUGCUCCGGUGCAUUACUGUCAGCCAUCUCAAUAUGUUAAAGAACAGAAGGCAGAAGAUGGAUAUAAUUGGAGGAAAUACGGGCAAAAGCAAGUGAAGGGAAGUGAUAAUCCGCGAAGCUAUUACAAGUGCACAUUUCCGAAUUGUCCUACAAAGAAGAAGGUUGAAAGGAACUUGGAUGGACACAUUACUGAGAUAGUUUAUAAGGGGGGCCAUAAUCAUGCAAAGCCUCAAUCCACCAGAAGAUCUUCACAAUCGAUUCAAAACCUUUCUUACUCCAACUUGGAUAUAACAAAUCAACCAAACGCGUUUCUUGAAAAUGCUCAAAGAGACUCCUUCGCCGUCACAGACAAUUCUUCAGCUUCUUUUGGAGAUGAGGAUGUUGAUCAAGGGUCUCCUAUCAGUAAGUCAGGAGAAAAUGAUGAAAAUGAACCCGACGCAAAGAGAUGGAAGGGUGACAAUGAAAACGAGGUCAUAUCAUCUGCAAGUAGAACAGUACGCGAACCUAGAAUCGUAGUUCAAACCACAAGCGACAUUGAUAUUCUUGAUGAUGGUUAUAGAUGGAGAAAAUAUGGACAAAAAGUUGUCAAAGGAAACCCGAACCCAAGGAGCUACUACAAAUGCACAUUUACUGGAUGUCCGGUUAGGAAGCAUGUGGAACGAGCAUCUCAUGAUCUAAGAGCAGUUAUCACAACUUAUGAAGGAAAACACAACCAUGAUGUUCCUGCAGCACGUGGUAGUGGUAGCUAUGCUAUGAAUAAACCUCCAUCUGGCAGCAACAACAACAACAUGCCAGUAGUUCCAAGGCCUACAGUGUUGGCUAACCAUUCUAAUCAGGGAAUGAAUUUUAACGAAACAUUUUUUAACUCAACACAGAUCCAACCACCAAUCACCCUGCAGAUGCUACAGAGCUCUGGAAGUUCAAGUUAUUCAGGAUUUGGAAACUCAUCGGGAUCUUAUAUGAAUCAAAUGCAGCCCACGAACAAUUCCAAGCCAAUAAGAAAAGAAGAACCUAAAGAUGAUUUAUUCUUCAGCUCUUUCCUUAACUGAAAUUUCUCCAUACCAAAAUGCAAAAGAUAGAGAUUUCUUUCUCAAGUCACUGUAUUCAUUGUAACUUAUGAUAGUUUUUUUUUUUCUUUCACGUAUUUGUUGUUAGGUUUUAGGAUCCUAAAUAAGAGUUAGUCCAUUAUUUUAUUUGUUUCAAGCCUGGCUCUAGAUUUCUUAGCAUCUGAAACUUCUCAUUAAGCUUCUUUGUUUUUUUGUAUACACGAAUCUAUCAGUGUAAGGCGGGACUGAGGUAUCAUUGUUGAAAGUUGAUAUAUAUUUUUUUGUGGGAAGUUGAAUAUUCA